Molecule: messenger RNA, 1167 nt
Organism: Rhizophagus irregularis DAOM 181602=DAOM 197198
Lineage: Eukaryota; Fungi; Glomeromycota; Glomeromycetes; Glomerales; Glomeraceae
Source: RefSeq, a predicted model, not a curated record
UUAUAUGACGAAAUAAGCCACUAUCAAGCUUAUUACAGUAUAUAAAGUAUAAACUAUAUAAACACGUCUUUAUAUUUUUUUUUUAAGCCCUAAGUCGAUAUUAUAUUUUUCUUCUCGUCCCGACACGAUUAUAUUUUUUUUUUACACGAUAUUUUCUUUUCUCUAUCCAAGUCACUUGAACAAGUCUUAUUUCACAAUACAAUGGGAAGAGUGUGCUGCGGAAAUCCCGAGCUCGCUGUUAUGGUGGGGGAUGAAGAAGCCGAUAUCAAUGAUGAAAAUAAACCUAAAAAACGGAAAGUUAUAGAGAUUAUUGAUGAUGAUCUCAGUUCUGAAGAAAACUCCGAAACUAUUCAACAAGCUCGUGAGGGUACUUAUCCUGUUGCAAAAGAAGCCGCAAAUAUUACUGGAGAACAUGUAAAGGACUUUAGUGAAGGAAGGAAAGGUUUUCAGGAAACCGCAAAAGGUGGAGCGAAACAAUUGGCCACACAAUUUAAGAGCAGAGUCUCUGAUUAUGCCAAACCACUUAAUGUAGCGUAUGGACUUUACGAAAAUGAAAUAGAGGCAAUUUCUGCCAAGAUUGAAGUUGAACACGGCAUAUCAACAAUUACUUUAAGGAAAAUUUAUUAUGGUUCAACGUAUCUAGAUCCAAAGAAGUGCAAAGCCAAUAACUUUGAUCCAAUAAAAAAGAUUGGUAUGUCAAGUAUGGGGAGACGGGCAAGUGCGGAUGAUCAAAAUUCUCAAAAAAGGGAUGAAGAGCGCCGAUCCUCUGGAAGGAAAGAAGAGAAAGAAGAAUUUUCGGUCACAGAAAUUAGUGGACCCCCAGCUCAGAAAGAUUGGUCACAUUUCACGGGUGAUCGAAUGAAAAUAGUCAAGAUGCUGAAGACGCUCAUGAAUAGAUAUGCAAUGCUUUGUCUAAACUCGGACAUCAGAAUCGUGAAAUUAUAUGGAAUGCAAUUUACUGUAUUAAAAUUCCCUCUACCACAAACAAGGAAAGACAUGAAGAAAGCUCAUGAAACUGUAAUUGGUUUCUUGAAUUAUGAGGUCCUAGUAAAAUUUUUUGGGAUGAGAUGUCUCAAAGAUUUUUUGGCAGAAUUUUACGUACCAUGCACAGACUUAUUGAGUAGUGCAUAUAAUGCACUAAGUUCGUCAAGUAAUUCCUGUUCGUGA